AUGGACUGCACGACACAUUUUCUGAGCAGCUCCAUAAUUGCCCUACUGGAGGAGCACGGGAUACACCACGCCCGCGUCACCAUUGAUUUGCUGUCAGGGGAUGGGCGAACAGACGUCGACGGCGGUGACAGGAAUAACGACGAAAAUCAAGAGACGCGGCCAACCGACAUCAGCGUUGUUUUUAACGGGUGGGGGCGGGUCCUGCUGGCGGAGGGCGAACCGGCGCAGCAGCCUAUGGAGCCGCAGAGAGUGCUGCCACCGCCGCGCGCCCACUCACCCACUGGGAACACCACCUCACGAACGCCUCCCCUGGUGUGUGACAGCGACGCAGGAGAGUCAAACGAGCACCAACACAGCCAGCCAGCGCAAGGGGCGGAUGACAGGGACGAAGUGGGUUUGACGGAUGAAAUGAUGGACACCACGGCACGGCCAGGGGAUGCGCAAAGACGAGGGAGCCCCGUCACCGCCGCACUCUUUCCCCUGUCCCAUGCCAGGAAGGUUUCGGAUGCAGGUGCUGAAAAUUCCUCGCAGGGCGCCGCAUCGAACGGCCCGACAGAGGAUAAGCAGGGCAGUGAGGAGAUGCCGCACGAUCCGGCAACGGCUCCGCCCACCUCCGGCGGGGGGCGGCCGCUGCACGUACGGCAGGGGGUCUUACUCCCAUUGGACAGUCGACGGGACGUGAAGGGCCAGCCGGUGUUGCCAGCGGUGCCCCCGGCACCCCACUUCCGCAAGACGAGUGUCGUACUGGUGGAGCAGCAAAAGGCGGUGGCGCCGCCCAUAAAAACCACGCCGAUGGGCCCCACCCCUGUCUUCAGUAUUCUCAACACCGAACACGGCGAGCAACUGGAACGCACGUCCAGCAACAGCAGCACACGAAAGGCCAGUAGUGUGCAGGUAGUGGAGUCGCAGCCUGUUGAGGAGUUGAAGCAUCAACCCCACCACGCUGAAGCGGGGGAGGAUGCUCGAACAUCGAGCAUCCUCGUAAGCGGCGCGACGCCAAAGCAAGAGCAGCGUGACCCGAAGUUUGACGGUGCCAAUGCGGGAGAUGAGGUGAGGUUUCCCCCCGGUAUUGGAGCAGGGAGGCUACACGUUACAAAGAGGCAGCAACAACGCCAACGAUAG
Molecule: messenger RNA, 1122 nt
Organism: Trypanosoma rangeli
Lineage: Eukaryota; Euglenozoa; Kinetoplastea; Trypanosomatida; Trypanosomatidae
Exons: 1
Coding region: 1-1122 (373 amino acids)
Source: RefSeq, a predicted model, not a curated record